Molecule: messenger RNA, 2667 nt
Organism: Vitis riparia (riverbank grape)
Lineage: Eukaryota; Viridiplantae; Streptophyta; Magnoliopsida; Vitales; Vitaceae
Product: ABC transporter G family member 11-like
Exons: 8
Coding region: 1-2667 (888 amino acids)
Cellular component (GO): membrane
Molecular function (GO): ABC-type transporter activity; ATP binding; ATP hydrolysis activity
Source: RefSeq, a predicted model, not a curated record
AUGGAGACUACAAUUCAGGUGCCUAGAUGGACCCCAACUCCUAGUCCUACAAGCUCACCAAGGGGACCCAAUGUGCCUAGAUGGGCACCAAGUCCAAGCUCACCAAAAGGAGCCAUGAAGAGUGAGAGUUUUGAGCCAAACCCACCAAGCUCACAAGGAGGGAACCAGGUGCCUAGAUGGAACCCAAACGAGCCAAAUACAAGCUCACCAAGACGGUCCAUGCAGAAUGAGAGUUUCGAACCAAGCUCAACGAAAGGGACCCACUUGCCUCAAUGGAACCAGAGUCCAAGCCGACCAAGCUCGCCAAAAAGGCAAAUAAGGGAUGAGAACUUUGAUGAAUUGGAGAUAGGGACCCAUUUGCCAACAUGGACCCAAAAUCUAAUCCCACCAAGCUCACCGAAAGGAGCCAUGAAGAAUGAGAGUUUGGAACUAAGCCCACCAAGCUCACCCAGGGCGAGCCAUGUGCCUAGGUGGACCCCAAGUCCAAGCCCAUCAAGAUCAUCAAAAGGGCCCACGAGGAGUGAGAGUUUUGAUGAUCUGGAGAGGGGAAGCGUGGCUUCUGAGGAAGACAUGUCUUCUGACAUGGAAAAGUUUUUCCCAUUCAACAGUGACUCCAUUUCAACUAGCACCAGACCACCACUUGAUUCACUUCUGCUUGAAGCCCCAUCUCUGAGAAACCUUCCCAACGUAAAAACGUCAUCACAUAAACCAGAUGUUGGACAGCCAAAGCAAAACAAAAACAAUGUCACGUGGAAUAUUGAUACGGAUUUCACAUCCAAAUCCAAUGGUGUUUUCUUGACUUGGAAGGACCUAUGGGUGACGGUGCCAGACCAGCAAAGUGGGCGACGUCCCAUUCUACAGCGCCUAACUGGAUAUGCCCAGCCGGGUGAGGUAUUGGCCAUCAUGGGUCCUUCUGGCUGUGGCAAGUCAACUCUUCUGGAUGCAUUAGCCGGAAGAUUAGGUUCGAACACAAGGCAAGCAGGGGAAAUUCUCGUUAAUGGCAGAAAGCAAAGACUUGCUUUCGGAACUUCGGCCUAUGUGACUCAAGACGAUACUCUAAUGACCACAUUAACAGUAAGGGAAGCUGUACACUAUUCUGCACAGCUCCAACUUCCAGGCUCCAUGCCUACCUCGGCUAAGAGGGAAAGAGCUGAAAUGACGAUAUGCGAGAUGGGGUUGCAAGACUGCAUAGAGACAAGAAUAGGAGGGUGGGGAAAGAAAGGCCUCAGUGGUGGACAGAAGAGGAGGGUUAGCAUCUGCAUUGAAAUCUUGACGCGUCCAAAGCUACUCUUUCUAGAUGAGCCCACCAGUGGCCUAGACAGUGCAGCCUCUUACCAUGUCAUGGACCGCAUUGUUAAGCUUGCUCACCGAGAGGGAAUCACUGUUAUUGCAUCAAUCCAUCAACCUAGCAGUGAGGUUUUUGAGCUUUUUCACAAUCUCUGCCUUCUGUCUUCUGGUAAAACAGUCUACUUUGGUCCUGCUUCAAUGGCAAAUGAGUUUUUUGCUAAGAAUGGCUUCCCUUGCCCAGCUCUGAGAAACCCAUCUGAUCACUACCUUAGAACUAUAAACAAGGACUUCGACUUAGACAUCGAGGAAGGACUUGGUGGCGCAACAAGCACAGAAGAAGCAAUUAACAUUCUUGUAAGAGCCUAUAAGUCAUCUGAGACUUGCCAGCAGGUUCAAGGGUGGGUGUCUGAGAUAUGCCAACAGAAAGGAGGAGUGCUUGAGAAAAAGGGAAGCCAGGCUAGCUUCGCCACCCAGUGUCUUGUUCUUACUAAGAGAUCCUUCGUGAACAUGUAUCGUGAUCUAGGCUAUUACUGGCUUCGACUUGCAAUCUACAUUGCAUUGUGUUUAUGUGUUGGGACUAUCUUCUAUGACAUUGGCUUCUCUUACGGCUCCAUUCAGGCUAGGGGUUCGAUGCUCAUGUUUGUUGCAGCAUUCUUGACUUUCAUGGCAAUUGGUGGAUUCCCUUCAUUUGUAGAGGACAUGAAGAUCUUUGGGCGAGAAAGAUUAAACGGGCACUACGGCGUUGGAGCAUUUGUUAUAGGAAACUCACUUUCUUCAAUUCCUUACCUGCUUAUGAUAUCUUUGAUCCCCGGAGCAAUUGCUUAUUACCUCGUCCACCUUCAGAAGGGAUUUGAACACUUCGUCUACUUCGCUAUACUAUUGUUUGUGUGCAUGAUGUUGGUUGAGAGCCUAAUGAUGAUGGUGGCGAGUAUCGUACCAGAUUUCCUCAUGGGAAUCAUAACAGGCGCAGGAAUUCAAGGUGUGAUGAUGCUGUGCGGGGGCUUCUUCCGAUUGCCGAAUGAUCUUCCCAAUCCUUUUUGGAAAUAUCCGAUGUAUUACAUUGCCUUCCAUAAGUAUGCAAACCAAGGAUUCUACAAAAAUGAGUUCGAAGGGUUGACAUUUCCCAGCAAUCAAGUAGGAGGAGCACCCACCAUUACUGGUGAAGAAAUCCUGCAAAACGUUUGGCAAGUGGAGAUGGGCUACUCUAAGUGGAUUGAUCUUGCUAUCUUAUUUGGAAUGGUGGUUCUGUACCGCCUCAUGUUUCUGGGGAUAAUAAAGACCGUUGAAAAGGCUAAGCCUAUGAUCAGAGGACUCUUUGUUGUUCCGCCUGAGAAGUCCAGGCAAAUUGUAGAAAACCCUAUUGAUCCACAAUAUGCCUAG